GACGCUGCUGUCAGCUGGGCAGGACGUCGCCAAGAUGGUGAUCUUCAGUGUGUAUGUGGUGAACAAGGCUGGAGGUUUAAUCUACCAAUAUGACAACUACGUCCCGAGAGCGGAGGCCGAGAAGACCUUCAGUUAUCCUUUAGACCUGGUGCUCAAGCAUCACGAUGAAAAGGUGGUCGUAUCGUUUGGACAGCGGGACGGAAUCAGAGUGGGCCAUGCGGUGCUGUCCAUCAAUGGAGUUGAUGUCAUUGGCAAAAACACCGCAGACGGAAAGGACACCCUUGAAUAUUUAAAGGACCCCGCAAAUUACCCAGUGUCUAUUCGCUUUGGACGGGCACGCCUGAGCUCCAAUGAGAAGCUGAUGCUGGCCUCUAUGUUCCACUCGUUGUUUGCUAUAGGAUCACAGCUGUCCCCUGAAGUUGGCAGUUCAGGGAUCGAGAUGCUAGAAACAGACGUCUUCAAGCUCCACUGCUUCCAGACUCUGACAGGGAUAAAGUUUAUCGUGCUGGCGGACCCUCGUCAAUCUGGUAUUGACGCGCUAUUGAGGAAGAUUUAUGAGAUCUAUUCAGAUUUUGCCCUCAAGAAUCCCUUUUAUUCUCUGGAGAUGCCAAUCAGGUGUGAACUCUUUGAUCAGAACCUGAAGAGUUCUCUGGAGAUCGCAGAGAAAGCUGGCAACUUUGGAGCAGGAUCUUGAACUAGAUAGGACUAUACAGAGCGUGCUGUAACUUCUGACCUUAACAGAUUCACAGACUUCAUAUGUCUUAAGUUCAGUUGGUUGAAUUUCAUUGUUUCUUUUCCCCAGUUGGUGUCAAACUGGCAAUUAACACAUUGUAAAUACAUCAUCUUUUGUAAAUACUUGAAGAUUAAAUGACAUGCUGUAUGUGAACGUUUCAAAA
This is a messenger RNA of Morone saxatilis (striped sea-bass), 896 nucleotides long. It is a transcript of the gene trappc4, whose product is annotated as trafficking protein particle complex 4. Gene Ontology annotation, biological process: endoplasmic reticulum to Golgi vesicle-mediated transport. Gene Ontology annotation, cellular component: TRAPP complex. The coding region runs from base 35 to 694 and encodes 219 amino acids. The transcript has 5 exons. The record is from RefSeq and is a predicted model, not a curated record. NCBI's taxonomy places the organism in Eukaryota, Metazoa, Chordata, Actinopteri, Moronidae.